Molecule: messenger RNA, 10463 nt
Organism: Siniperca chuatsi (mandarin fish)
Lineage: Eukaryota; Metazoa; Chordata; Actinopteri; Centrarchiformes; Sinipercidae
Gene: abcc9
Product: ATP-binding cassette, sub-family C (CFTR/MRP), member 9
Exons: 44
Coding region: 457-5310 (1617 amino acids)
Biological process (GO): potassium ion transport; transmembrane transport
Cellular component (GO): membrane
Molecular function (GO): ATP hydrolysis activity; sulfonylurea receptor activity; ATP binding
Source: RefSeq, a predicted model, not a curated record
UGGUGCACUGACAACACGCUCCUUUUCCAAAACGGCAUCUUUGAAAACAGCAGCCGACUCAGCUCCGUAGUGCGUAUUCGGCUUUUAUUUGACCUACAUUUGCCCAUGUUGUUGUCAUGCAUUAUGAGAAAUUUUAGCGGAAAAAGCCAGCCACCAUAUCUGUGUGUGUGUGUGUGUGUGUGUGUGUUGCUUGAGAGCCAUAAUACCGUAUCUGAGCGGACACGACAGUAAAUGUAACAUAUAGGCAGUUCCUGUCCCCGUGCCUUCAGUAUAAACCGCAAUAUCGUAAGACGUCGCACUGGUGAAUGAAGAUCCGGGAAAGGGACGCUUUGACCCAAGUGGGAGCCCACAAACCUGCGUCAGAGGCCGGGCUUCAGGAAUGAACCGGUUUGAGUAAGGAUUAUUACUUUUCUCCGAGAUUUACUCGAGGCUUGUGUGGAGCAGUUGGGUGGUGGCAUGGCCUUGUCGUUUUGCGGCAACGACAAGGAUAUCAAUGCCUACAGCGUGGAGGAGGGCGUGCUGAACAAUGGCUGCUUCGUGGACGCGCUCAACCUGGUUCCCCAUGUCUUCCUGCUCUUCAUCACCUUCCCCAUCCUCUUCAUCGGUUGGGGCAGUCAGAGCUCCAAGGUCCAGAUCCAUCAUAACACAUGGCUUCAUUUCCCCGGCCACAACCUGAGGUGGAUCCUCACCUUCUCGCUGCUAUUUGUCCAUGUCUGCGAGUUUGCAGAGGGCAUCGUCUCCAACAAUAGGAUGAUGGAGACCAACCACCUCCAUCUCUUCAUGCCAGCCUUCAUGGGUUUCAUAGCAGCCACAACAUCAGUGGUUUACUACCACAACAUAGAGACAUCCAACUUCCCCAAACUGCUGCUUGUCCUGUUCAUCUACUGGGUGUUAGCGUUCAUCACAAAGUCCAUUAAGCUGUGGAAGUUUGCAGAGUACCUUGUUGGACCACAGCACCUGAGGUUCUGCAUCACAGCCCUGUUAGUGCUCCUGUAUGGACUGCUGAUGGCCGUGGAGAUCAACGUCAUAAGAGUCAGGAGAUAUGUGUUUUUUGCCAACCCCCAAAAGGUGAAACCACCAGAGGAUUUACAGGAUUUGGGGGUUCGCUUUCUGCAGCCGUUUGUCAACCUGCUGUCCAAGGCAACAUAUUGGUGGAUGAAUCCUCUCAUCAUUGGAGCCCAUAAGAGGCCCAUAGAGCUGAAGAAGAUUGGCAAGCUCCCCAUCGCCAUGAGAGCCCUCACCAACUACCUACGGCUCAAAGACGCCUAUGGGGAUCAAAGGACAGCUGAAGAUCCGGAUCGUGCCCCAUCCAUCUGGCGCUCCAUGUAUCGAGCGUUUGGUCGUCCCAUCCUGCUCAGCAGCACCUUCCGCUACCUGGCUGACCUGCUGGGCUUCGCUGGGCCGCUCUGCAUCUCUGGCAUCGUAAAGUACUUGAAGACUGACAAUGAUGUUGCAAUGCCAGACAAGACCAAGUACUUCUCAGCCGACAUGAACGCUGACAGCCGAUAUAUCAAUAAAUCGGAGACAUAUUUCGGUGUGUACUUCAUGUCCUCCACUGAACUGCUGCAGAACACUUCAGUCUUGGCUGUGCUUCUCUUCCUGGCUUUAGUCCUGCAGAGGACCUUUCUGCAGGCCUCGUACUACGUCACCAUAGAAACAGGCAUCAACCUGCGGGGAGCCCUGCUGGCUAUGAUUUACAACAAAAUCCUGCGUCUGUCCACCUCUAACAUGUCUAUGGGGGAGAUGACGCUGGGGCAGAUCAACAACCUGGUGGCUAUAGAGACCAACCAGCUGAUGUGGUUUCUCUUCCUCUGUCCCAACCUGUGGGCCAUGCCUGUACAGAUUGUGAUGGGAGUGAUCCUGCUCUACUAUUUGUUGGGCUGGAGUGCCUUGGUUGGAGCAUCUGUCAUAGUUCUGCUGGCUCCAGUCCAGUACCUCAUAGCUACAAAGCUGGCAGACACACAAAAAAGCUCACUAGAACACUCUACUGAUCGUCUGAAAAAGACCACAGAGAUCUUAAAGGGCAUCAAGUUGUUGAAGCUGUAUGCCUGGGAGAAUAUCUUCUGUGACAGCGUAGAGGAGACCAGAGGCAAAGAGCUCACCAGCCUCAAGACCUUCGCUUUCUACACGUCCAUGUCCAUUUUCAUGAAUGCUGCUAUUCCCAUUGCUGCCGUUCUUGCGACGUUUGUGAUGCAUCACUUCAUCAAUAAAACCGGUCCUAGUCCUUCAGAGGCCUUCGCCGCUCUAGCGUUGUUCCACAUCCUGGUCACCCCUCUCUUCCUGCUUUCCACUGUUGUCAGAUUUGCUGUCAAGGCUCUGGUCAGUGUCCAGAAGCUUAGUGAGUUUCUUCAGAGUGACGAAAUUGGAGACGACAGCUGGAGAAAUGGAGACAUGCCUGUUUCCUUCGAAGCUGGAAAAAAACACGUGGGGGUGACCAAAGCCAUCAACAGGAAGCAGCCAAUGCGCUACCAGAUGGACAACUACGAGCAGCCGACCAGACGACAGAUGAGACCCACAGAGACAGAGGAUGUGGCUGUAAAGGUGAGCAAUGGAUUCUUCACCUGGGGAAGCAACCUGUCCACGCUGUCAGACAUCAAUAUCCGCAUCCCCACAGGCCAGCUGACAAUGAUUGUGGGCCAGGUGGGUUGUGGGAAAUCCUCCCUGCUGCUGGCCAUGCUUGGCGAGAUGCAGACCAUCGAUGGAAGAGUCUACUGGAGCAAGCUCCCUGAUUGUGAGAUGGCCCACGAAGGGAACAUAAGUUGGUCAGAGACAGAGGAGACUGACGAAGACAUCAGGAGCAAGAACAGAUACUCUGUGGCCUACGCUACCCAGAAGUCCUGGCUGCUCAAUGCGACAGUGGAGGAAAACAUUACCUUUGGCAGCCAUUUCAAUAAACAGAGGUACAAGACAGUGAUUGACGCCUGCUCUCUUCAGCCAGACAUUGACCUGCUCCCUUUUGGAGACCAAACUGAGAUUGGAGAGCGGGGCAUCAACCUGAGUGGAGGUCAGAGACAGAGAAUCUGUGUGGCCAGAGCUCUCUAUCAGAACACCAACAUCGUCUUCUUGGACGAUCCCUUCUCAGCGCUGGACAUCCACCUCAGUGAUCACCUGAUGCAGGAAGGAAUCCUCAAGUUUCUGCAGGAUGAUAAACGGACUGUAGUCCUGGUCACCCAUAAACUGCAGUAUCUCAUCCAUGCAGACUGGAUCAUAGCAAUGAAGGACGGCUCUGUGCUGAGAGAGGGAACUCUGAAGGACAUUCAGACUCAUGAUGUUGAGCUUUAUGAUCACUGGAAGACCCUGAUGAACAGGCAAGACCAGGAGCUGGAGAAGGACAUACAGCAGGACAGUCAAACGACACUAGAGAGGAAAACACUGAGGAGAGCUUUCUACUCCAGAGAGGCCAAGAACCAGAUAGACGAUGAGGACGAAGAGGAAGAAGAAGAGGAGGAAGAUGAUGACAACAUGUCCACAACCACUAACAGGAGAUCUAAGAUCCCAUGGAAGGUAUGCUGGUGUUACAUGUCUUCUGGUGGGUUCUUCAUGGUCUUCCUGAUGGUGUCCUCUAAACUUCUCAAACACUCUGUCAUUGUUGCCAUUGACUACUGGUUGGCUAUCUGGACUUCCUCCAAAUCCAAUCAGAGCGCUGGAGCAGGAACAGACGGGUCUAAUGGAACCAGCUUGGCUGACAGAGCCGGCAGCAACACCACACUGCCCACGCCUGGUAGUCCGGAGGCUGAGAACGAUGACUACUAUCUGCCAGUGUUUAUCAUCCUGUGUGCGGCUGGAAUAACGUUAUGCCUCAUCACCUCUCUCACUGUGGAGUUUCUGGGUCUUUCUGCAGCCACCAACCUGCACCACAACCUGCUCAACAAGAUCAUCCACGCUCCCAUCAGGUUCUUUGACAUCACUCCCCUGGGGCAGAUCCUCAACAGAUUCUCUGCUGAUACCAACAUUAUAGACCAGCACAUUCCUCCAACACUAGAGUCUUUGACGAGAUCCACGUUGCUCUGUUUGUCAGCCAUCGGGGUCAUAUCCUCCAUCACUCCAGCUUUUCUGAUCGCCUUGAUCCCCCUGGCAGUGGCCUUCUACUUCAUCCAGAAGUACUUCCGGGUGGCCUCCAAAGACCUCCAGGACCUUGAUGACUCCACACAGCUUCCUCUGCUCUGCCACUUCUCUGAGACCGCUGAAGGUCUCACCACUAUAAGAGCAUUCAGACACGAGGCUCGUUUUAAACAGCGAAUGCUGGAGCUGACAGACACCAAUAACACAGCCUACCUGUUUCUGUCUGCUGCCAACCGCUGGCUGGAGGUCCGAACGGACUACCUUGGAGCAGUGAUAGUGCUGACAGCAGCAGGAGCCUCCAUAUGGAGUUUACACUAUGGUCUGCUUUCUGGAGGCCUGGUGGGCCUCGGACUCACAUACGCCCUCACUGUCACCAACUACCUGAACUGGGUUGUGAGGAACCUGGCAGACCUGGAGGUCCAGAUGGCAGCAGUGAAGAAGGUCAACAGCUUCCUCAGCACUGAGUCAGAGAACUACGAGGGAUCUAUGGACACCUCUCAGGUGCCUGAGAACUGGCCCCAGAAUGGUGAGAUAAAGAUCCAGGACCUGUGUGUACGCUACGAUCCCGUGCUCAAACCAGUGCUCAAACACGUCAACGCGUACAUCGAACCAGGCCAGAAGGUGGGAAUCUGUGGUCGCACAGGCAGCGGGAAGUCUUCUCUGUCGUUGGCCUUUUUCAACAUGGUGGAUAUUUUCGAAGGGAAGAUUGUCAUUGAUGGGUUCGACAUCUGUAAGCUUCCUCUUCAAACGCUCAGGUCGCGACUCUCCAUCAUCCUCCAGGAUCCUGUGUUAUUUAGUGGAUCGAUAAGGUUUAAUCUUGAUCCAGAGAGGACGUGCACUGAUGAUCGACUCUGGGAGGCGCUAGAGAUCGCUCAGUUGAAGAACAUGGUGAAAGCGCUGCCUGGGGGACUAGACGCGAUUGUGACAGAAGGUGGAGAGAACUUCAGCGUCGGACAGAGGCAGCUCUUCUGUUUGGCCAGAGCUUUUGUGAGAAAGAGCAGCAUCCUCAUCAUGGAUGAAGCCACAGCGUCUAUAGACAUGGCCACGGAGAACAUCUUACAAAAAGUUGUGAUGACUGCAUUUGCAGACAGAACAGUCGUCACAAUCGCACACCGUGUCCACACCAUCCUAACAGCUGAUCUGGUCAUUGUGAUGAAGCGAGGGAACAUUUUGGAGUACGACAAACCUGAGACACUGUUGGAGCAGGAGGACGGGAUGUUUGCCUCAUUCGUCAAGGCUGACAUGUAGACACACAGUCAACUGACAGACUGAUCAGUUGGUUGCUCUACUUCUUUUGUGUGUUCUUAAUGAGGCAGACAGACGUCUGUGACACUACAACACUCCAGUGAAGCCAAUAAUACACUGUGCUUCUCUGUGUAUUCAAUGGAAGAGAAAACCAGAUCCAGAUACACCAUCAAUCACCAGUUGAUAUAUUUGAAAUUUUGUACUUGAAUCAUUCAGUCAGUCAGCCAAAUAAUAUUGCCUUUUUUAGAACUGACAUUUAGAAGCACUGUAUACAGAGUUUUUACGUUAAACAAUGGAGAAAUUCUUGGAUCACUGACCUUUUAAGCAAACAGUAUUAAGAGUAGAAAGUUUGAAUAGAAAUAUGAAAGAAAAAUAAAUACACCAAUGGCUAGAUAAUUUGGGCUAACUAUGGCUGGAAGAUAGUAGACAAAUAUAUCUUUCUUUUGAUCUGGGACUGAGCAUAAAGAUAACGCUGGCAUUAUUCUGUAUAUUUCUUAUUGUCAACGAAUCUCAUGAAAAGACCAAAACUAACAAUGUGUCUCUCAAUUCUUUCUCACUUCCUGUCUGUGGCUGGCUUUCAGCUCCAAGCCCAUUGGUUCCUGCAGUACUGAAGACGUAAAUCUUUAAAAACACCUCACAAAUAUAUAGCUUAAUUUUUAAAAAGGCUCAGUAAUUUAUUAAAACAGCUGGCCAAUGUAGUUUUUAUCAAUUGUCACUCAAACAGGAGGAUAUAGUGCAUUUGUUGGGGACUAUUUUCAGUGGCGGAUGAAUCCACAUGUGGUACUCUAGUGAGUGUUUGGGGCAGCAGGACAGUGUGUGUGGGACUGAGUCAGAAUAAACUACAGUGUGUGUGUUCAUGGUGAUGAAGGAACAUGUCACCCAGUGCAACAGUGCGGCUCACUGAUGUGUUUUAAUAGUUUCUGGACAACAAUGAAGCUCUAUGGCUCAGAGGAAGAAGAUACAUCAGGCUGUGAUACUCACACAACACUUGUUAGUAGAUACAUUCAUUGUUGGUUUUGAUCUUUUCAUGGGAUUUGUUGAAAAAUAUAGAAUAUAAGCAGAUUUAUGUUUUAUGUUCUGUCCCUGGCCAGGACUUCCACUGAUAAGCAUAUCAUUUGGAAAUCAAUCACAGGUCAAUUAAGUGAUUGAGCUUUAACUUUCAACUUUCUGUUUCCGAGGCUGUGAAAACUGCAGAAUUUUAAAUGAUGUGUAGAGACUUUUGACGCUUACUGUAUCUAUGGACUUGGUCACUUAUGCUGCGGAGUUGUUUAUUGUAUAGUUUUAGAUUGAGCUGAACUUUAAGCUCCUGUAAGGAUCAUUUUAAAAUUGAUAGAAUUUCAAAAGUCUAAUUAUCUUGUUAAAAAUGUUUGUUACAUUUAUUUUAAACUUAUGCACAACACGUAUCGGUUUUAUUACUCUUUAGCACUUGUAUUACACAAUAAUAUGUAAGGGAGAAACUUGUAUUUAAAAUCCUUUUUAAAAUAACUGAAUAUUGGCUUUGGCCAGUGUUCUGUGCUCUGCAUACGUCAAUGCAUUGUGCAGCUUCUCGCUGUAAAGGAUUUAAAAUCCUAAUAUUUUAGACCCUGGUGUACAGUGGUAUGUGCUACAUUUUUAUGUUCUGCCAUAGAAAGAAUACUGAUAGAACUGACUCUGCUUUUGCAGUCAAUAAGCAGUUUUUCUAAACCCUUUGUUACAUCAAACCAAACUGUACAAACAGCUUUGUACCUACUUGAGGCUGCGUUCACAUCAUGUCAGAAGUUGGAGAACAGGACAACUUGAAGCUACGGCUUGACGCUCUCAUUCCCAAAUCCAAGACGAGGGUUGUAGAGUGAACUGUUGUGGCGAUUCUUCUCCUGAACAAGUGUGACAAAGGAAAUCAACAGCGAAGGAUUUGCUGCUAUUUUAGAUGUCUGUUUUGAAACACUUCUGCAACUUGUGACAUCAAAAAAAGGAGACAUCAGACCUUAAAUUGUCCUCGUCCUACUUGCAGUUUCCACCAGGAGGUCGACCUGUAUGUUUUUUCCAAGUUUUCAAUGCUGUAUGAUGUCAGCAUGGCAAACAUUUUCUUGGGACAAGAUCAGCAGAUAUCUUUUGAUGCAAGUGCAAAACUGCCACGAUCAGAGAACAAAGGGAGCAUUGUGAGUGUGCGGAGCCAGUUGGCAACCAACUUUGGUGUAAAGAAGGUGGAGAUAUACCAGAAACAAAUCCAAAAUUAGCUUUUUCACACAGGCAAAAAGCUUUGUACUUCCCAAAGAUUUACAACUCUGUAGAAUGGUUUAACUUUAUGACAUUCAUCUUCAUCAGAUACAGAGCUAUCAAACAAACCAUCACAGCCAUGUUUUGUAAUGGUUUCAAUCGUUUGUUUUAACUGUUUUACUUCUGCUCAUUAUCAUGGUUUACUUCCACCUUUAUUCUGUUCUAUCAGUAGUAUUUCUACGCCUACACUAGUGCAAACACUGUAGGGUGUCAUGGCUCAGGCUGAAGCCGGUGAACCCGCUGUCUGUCUGUGGUCAUGCUUUGCUGAAUUUGUUAUCCUCUGGGACAAUAGACACCCAACAUGAGCUCCCAUUAACUCCAGAGAUGUUUAAUGGUUUGUUGUGGACUGGUAGUGAUUUAAGAUACUGAAGAGUUCCAGUGGAAAAUACUUUGAUCCAGAAUCCAAACAUGAAUCAGUUGAAAGGAUGCAAGGAUUUCUUCAGAGCUCAAACGUAAAGCUUGUAACUUGUAUCUGCAUUAAUUACUAAUAGUUUUUAUAUUGACAUUGAAUCAAAGGGCUAAAUGUAACGUAGAAGGUAUCCACAGAGAAUUAUCGCCAACUCUGCAGUUUCAUUUAUUUGGGGUUUUCCAGCCCACAAACUCUGCUCUAAUCAAUUUCGUCUCCGGACAGACAAAAAUUAGCAACUAGCUGGUGAAGAAAUUGGAGCAUUUGGCAGCUAAAGAGCCAGAUAUUUGUCUCUGGAGUUAGUCCAGACAAAAACAGAUCUAAAAGAAGAGUGAAUAAUGGACUUAACAUUCAUCAGAUGGACACAAACACGACUCCACAGUCACUAUAACAACUUUAUUACACAAUAACGUGUCAGAUGUUGUCUUUCCAGCUUGUUCUGCUGCCCCCAAGUGGCCAAAAAAUCAAGUAAUGCAGCUUUAACACGUCGUCAGUGAUGCCAGCAACAGGUGUUAAAGCUCACUGAUUGGAUGAUUCUUACUGCAGUGUUCCCUUGGGACUUGUAGUGAUACAGGAGACUCCUAAAGACGUAUUACAGAAACAGUCUUGAACCUUUGACUUCUUUCAGUUAACUAGACUGUUUGUUUCAGUGCAGCUGAACAUUGAUUGUACUGAUGAUUUAACCAAGUGUUGGGAAUGCUGUUCGGGGCAGUCACAUUGUCUGUGCAAACAGUUAACAGCAUUUUUACUUCCAUAACUCACAUGAACAUCGAAGUAAUUAUUCCUUUAAAGCAAUAGCCGGACAUUUUGGGCAAUACGCUUAUUCGCUUUCUGGUGGAGAGUUAAAUGAGAAGAUUGAGACCGCUCUCAUAUCUGUACAGUAAAUAUGAAGAUAUAGCAGCUGAUUAGCUUAGCUUAGCACAAAGACUGGAUACAGGGGGAAACAGCUAGCCUGGCUCUGUCCAAAGGUAGCAAAAUCCACCUGUCAGCACCACUAAAGCUCACUGAUUAAAACUUAUAUCUUGUUUGUUUAACCCGUACAAAGAAAAUGUAAAAACAACGAUGCUGUUAGUUUUACGGGAGCUAAUGUGCCAGACUAUUAUGUAAUAAUGUUAUAUUCCCAGUUAUUAGUCAUGUUUUUAUAGAGUCGACCAGACUCUGCCAAAUCGAUCAUGUUAGCGUUGAAGAUAUUAGUUUACAAUCCUCUUUUUAUUUUCCAUUAGCAGCCAGUGUGCUGCUUUAAACAAAGUUUGUGCUUCUGAACAAAAUAACGAGAAAGCAAACUGCUAAUUAGCAAAUAUUUUAUUUACAUUUAUAGAGUCACAAAGCUGUCUCAAUAAGUUUUUCAGCUUUUCUAGAAUCACUCGUCCCAUCUCUGUAGAAGUGGUGCUAUUGUCCCUUUGUGUUAUUGUGAUCAGUUAUACUUAUGAUAUGCUUUUAAAUGAGAUUUUAAAAUGACUUUGUACUGUAGACUAAAUGCCAAAUAGAUUCUUUUGCAAGAAUUUCAGCAUUUUAUUUUUUAAAUGUACUCGCAGAUGUUUCAUCUCAAGAAGUUGCCUCGGUGUGUUUUUCCCUGUUACACAACUCGUUCUGUGAUAUCUGCCCCAUGUCCAUGAUUAUAGCAACACCUGUGCCACGUGUUGAUCACAAGCAUGGAAGCACACUUACAGUUUAUUCUCCUUUUUUUACAUUCAAACUAAAAUCUUUAAUCUCCAUUUACUUCCUUUAUUUAUUCACUCGUACAUCUUUUGUCUCUGCAGUUACUCCUCCUCCUCCUCCUCCAUCUUCCCCUCUCUUAAUGACAGAGUGUUCUUCCUGUUCUUUGAUCCUGAUUCAGCCUGGCCAGAAGUACGUUUCAUAAAUCUUUUGUGUUUAGUUUUACUGCAUGUGAGUGUCUGGGCUCGUGUUUCCAUGCAGCUUCUGUGCUUGCGUCUGCACUCGCCAGCCAGAAUCUGCAGACUGCUGCCUUGUAAAUUCUUCGCUUCGCACCACAAACCAUAUUUGUCUUUGAGACGAUGUCAGUGCAAAAACAGACAAAAGAUAGAAAGACACAUUAUUUUCUUUUAUACUGUGUUAGGACACGGAAGAUGGAUUUAACUUAACUUACUUUAACUUUAGUUUUGGGCAACAAACAAAUAAAAAGACUUAAUGUUUCAUAUAUUAAACACAGCACAAAGGUGGAAAUGUGGGUUAAAUUUAGGGUUUACAUUGACAGUCUGUAUACCUGCAUGUAACACAAAGUGAACAUUACACACACGUUAUCUACGCAGACAGUUUUCUUUACUCUCAUGAAUGCACAUUUGACUGUUAAAGAAUGCAACUUAAAUGCCAGAUGUCAUUUUUACAAGUACAGGUUAAUGAUUUUUUAAAAUUCUAAAUGUAUGUAAGUGUACAUUCUGUAUAUCCAAGAAUUUUUAAACCUAUAUAGCAAAGUAUUAUUAUGUGUGCCUAAUUUUUUUACACUUGAAAUGAUAAUAAAAUGGUUUUGAGUGAA